CGCCCGGCCCGGCCCGGCCCCGGUUGCCAUGGAGGCCCCGCCGGCAGCCGCGGCCCUCAGCGGCGCCGACAAGGAGAAGCUGCGGGAGAAGCUGGCGCUGCUGAGGCGGGAGUACAGCGAGACCGUGAUCCGGCUGCGGCGGGCGCGGCGAGCCGAGAGAGCCAGGAACCACGGCCGGCGGGAGCGGAGCCCCACAGGUCUGCAGCGCUCCGACCCUGACUGUUUUAGAGAUAAUACAUGUCCUAGUGCUGACAGAGGUGGGCCCUCUCAGGUAGAGACUAAAACCUGCUCUGAUGCUGACACGGAGAAGACAUCAUCUGUCCCAGUUAAGCAUGUUCCAGAAUUCUCCAGUGAUGAGGUUAGCCCACAGGACAGCUCCUGGGCAGAAGGCUUUCAGGCUGGCCAGGAAAACCUGCGCUGUGGGAUCACCAGGCCUGUCCCUGUGGAGAAAAAGCCCCAAACCUCCCGAGGAAUGAUGAAGCUGCGGAGACGGACGAAGGCUCUGGAAUCAAAGGAAAGGGAAUCAGUGCAUGGUGUGCAUCUAAUCAGUGCUGGUGAAAUGAUGAAAAAUCAAAUUGCCAAUGCAGAGGAGCUUCAGUCACCAGUGUUCAGGCGCAGCAGCCUCUUGCACAGUGAGGAACCUGCUCAAAGAGCACCUGGGGUGGUGCUUGUGCAGGGAGAAAGAAACAGUUUCACUCCUGAUGCAGCAUCUGGAUCCCCACAUGCCCCACAUCCCCACAUGAGGGACAGCAGCGACAUCUGGCAGCCUGAGUCCUCAAGGGCUGUGGCCACACCUGGGAGAUGUGAGCCAUGUUUACAGCACGGAGCCUCUGUUUUACCUGACCCCAGAGGUGAUGGCAGAGAAGAACCCACCAGUAUAAUUAAACAGCCAGAGGUUCAGAGUUUGUGUGAAGAUCAGGGAGAAUUACGUGGGCUCCUGGAUUUAAUGUCAGAAAAUGAAAUAUUGCCUGACAGCAGAAAUAACACCAUAACCGAGGAGAGCAAUAACCACGAAGGACAUCCAAGUGACACUAAUACCUUAAAUCCCUGUCCUGCAGCUAAUGCUCUGGACAAUGCUGAAGAAUUCUUGGAGAAUCAACAGCUUGAAAUUCAGUCAAGGCUUCCUGCUGACAAGGCAGCAGCUCCUGAGGGCACGCUGAGCUCUUGCACAGUGGUUGAAGGGCUGCUCUUCCCUGUUGAGUACUACGUCCGGACAACGCGCCGCAUGUCGAAUUGCCAGAGGAAGGUGGACCUGGAGGCUGUAAUCCUCAGCCAGCUGGGCAGGAGCAAGAAAGGUCAGCGGAGUAAAUGCAAGCAGAAAGAUGCAAAGCCCAAUCAGCCCUCUCAAGAGAGAGCUGAGGAUGAUUUGGAGCCAGGGGUUGUGCCCUUCCCUUUUCUAGGGGCAGAAAACAAUCAAGCAAGCUCAAGUAGUUCUCAGAAAUUUCUUCCUGCGUCCAGCAGCAGCAGCAGCAGCAGCACUUCUCUUGAAUCCAUUUCUCAGAAAAGCAUCACUAGCACAAGGCAAGAGCAAAGACAACCCCAGAGGAAACAGAAGGGAAGAAGAAAGUCUGCCUGCAAAGCUCCCAUGCAUCCAGUGUCACAAGAGCUUAUAGAGAGUCAGGAUCCCACAGUGGCCAGCGAGAGCAGUGCUCUGCUCUCAAAUGAGAACCAGAGUGAAAAGGAAAACUGUGAUGCUAACCUUGAAAGGUCAUCCUUGGAUGAGAGGAGAUUGCCUGGUGCUGCAGCACUGGGGUCUGCAGGGACAGGAGUGACUGGAGCUACAGAGCCAGCGGGUCCUGAUCCUCCUGUGGGCAGGAGCCAAGCGCCAGGCAGAUGCCAUAAGGCUUUGUUAGAGCGGCUCCAAAAUCCCCGCCACAGCAGCGAUUCCCUGAGCCUGGGGAGUGACACUUUCACCAGCCCUGUGGGAGAUGUGGAAGCCAGUGCUCCUGUGUGUCAGGGAGAUAAACAUCCAGGGCAGCGUGUGACGAGGCAGCGAGGAGCUGGUGACGCCGGGGUCAGUGUCCCUGUGCGCCGCUCCCUGCGCUGCUCUGCGAGACACGGGGCCCAGACAGGCUCAGCAGAUGACAGCAGCAGAGGACUCGGCUGUCCCGUGGGUUCACAGGGUCCUGCUGCCCUCGGGCUCCCUGCUCUCGACCCCAGCACUUGUGGCUCCCUCUUCUCCUUCCGCAGCCUCCAGUGGCUGAUCCCUAAGCUGGGCAUCAGGGACUUCCACCUACCAAAUGAGGAAUUUGGAGUGCUGAAACUAGAGAAAUUGAAAUCUUGCCCUGUGAAUGACUUGGAGGAUUUUGUGUCUGGGGAUGGAGUGGCUCCAGAGGACACACCAGAUGCACAAACAAAGCCAAAAGAAAAAAGUCUCAGAAGUAAUUUGAUUUUGCCUUCCAAACUUGGAUUGCCUGAACUCCCGUGCAUGGAAAGCCUGACUUCCAAGAAGGAGCUUUCCACCCAUGAAUUGCUAUUUACUCCCAUGGGGACUGUCUUAACUGAGGCUCCCACUCACCCUGAGUCUCAGAUUUCCUCGUCUGUUUUUCCUGCUGUGGGUGCAACCCCAGAUGUUUUACCUUCAGUGCACAGUGAGGUCUUCCCUGACACAUCUGUACCUGCCUUGCCAGCAACCCCAUCUUCCCCCAGCGGGGCAGCUGCCCUGGUCCUGGGGGAUGUGGCACACAGAGACCCUGCUGUGCCACUGCACCCCGACAGCUGUGCUGCAGGGGCUGCCAGAAGCCAGGAGGAGCAAGGUACAACAGUUCCUUCAGCAGCUGAAAGAGGUCCUGAGAAUAAAUCUGAUGAGACUGUGUCCUUGGAGAAGCAUCAGCAGUCAGAGAACAAAGAACAGGAAUCCUGCAGAGCUUCACCUGAACAGAAAAAAGAUGUAGCAGAACAGUUGACUCCAGUGCUGUUGGAUGGCCCCAGAGAAGAGAGCUUGCAGUUUGUGUCAGAGCUGAAGGAUUCCUCGUGCUCGUGUGCUGUGGAUGUGAGCACGGUGUGGUGGGCAGCAGCUGGCCACAGGGAGCUGCGAGUGGUCACUGCCUCCGAGAGCGCCGUGACCCUCUGGGAGCCCCUGGCACCCAACUGCUGGGGAAAGGUCUACACCUGGCACCUCACAGAGAUUCCUGUAAUCCAGAUUGUUCCUCUGCCAGACACCUGUAACCUUGUAUGUGUAGCGCUGGGAGAGCUGGAGAUUGGAGAAAUAAGGCUCUUAAUUUAUUCUUCUGAGACUGACUCAUUCAAGCACUCCCUAGUGAAAACUGGGAACAUAAAAGCAGUUGUUGGGCUAAAGGACCAGAGGCUGGUGAGCAGCAGCAGGACCAUGCAGGAGCAGCAGCUGGAGAUGGUUUUUCUCUCAGAGACAGGGGGGAGCAAGGACAGGCAGACUCUGAUGGCCCCUGAAGAAACUGUUACAGCCUUUGCUGAAGUGGAAGGGAUGAGAGAGGCCUUGGUGGGCACCACUGCAGGGAACAGCGUUGUGGUUUGGAAUCUGAAAACAGGUCAGCUCCUGAGGAAGAUGCAUGUUGGUUAUUCCUACCCAGCCUCCAUCUGCCAUCGAGCGUAUUCUGACUCUAGUGCUAAUAAAGCAGGAGCAAUGCAUCCUGGUGCAUUCCAAAGCUGCAGCAUGCUGUGUGUGGGAAGCAGAGGUGCUGCUGCUCAGGCCUGGUGCCUGGUGAGUCUGUUCCAUGUCACACGUGCUGGGACACGGUUCCUCUGGACAUACAUGCCCAAGGGAAUGAGCUGUGUAAAACCAACAUUCACACUAAUCAUCCUUCCCCACUUGCUUCUGCCUGUGCUGUGAUUCCCAGUGGAUUUUUGUGGUUUAUCAAGGAUUUGAUUGUUUUCAGUGAGCAUGUAACCUUUUGGGACAAUAAUGUCUUGUCCAAUAAUGGUGCCUUGAGUCAGACUCUUUGGAGUCUUCCUCAGAUUAUCCAUCCCAGGAUAUUUCAUACUGGUAUGUGGCUGUUCUGGGAGCUACUGUUUUCAGUUGUGCUGCUUUCCAUGGAAUUCUUGUUACAUUUUAAGCUUGUGGGGAUUAAAAUGUGACCCAGAAAUUUUACUUCUUUUGUGUUUUGAAGUGUCACCUCAUCCUAUGGCAGGUUUAGCUUUUUGAAACAGGAAGAGAAAUUCAUAAAUCCCUCGGGUCACUGAGCUGUCACUCGGCUGUGUUGCAUCAGCCCUUAUCAGCCAGCAGCUGCUUUUGCUUUUAUCUAAUUUGAUAAGGAAAGUAAACCAUU
Parus major (Great Tit) is the source of this 4244-nucleotide messenger RNA. It is a transcript of the gene PALB2, whose product is annotated as partner and localizer of BRCA2. The transcript has 13 exons. The coding region runs from base 29 to 3808 and encodes 1259 amino acids. The record is from RefSeq and is a predicted model, not a curated record. Gene Ontology annotation, biological process: double-strand break repair via homologous recombination. Gene Ontology annotation, cellular component: nucleoplasm. Lineage: Eukaryota; Metazoa; Chordata; Aves; Passeriformes; Paridae. Gene Ontology annotation, molecular function: protein binding; DNA binding.